This is a messenger RNA of Mycetomoellerius zeteki, 1303 nucleotides long. RefSeq names its product uncoupling protein Bmcp mitochondrial (gene Bmcp). Gene Ontology annotation, biological process: transmembrane transport. The transcript is spliced from 8 exons. Bases 49 to 936 code for a protein of 295 amino acids. The record is from RefSeq and is a predicted model, not a curated record. Lineage: Eukaryota; Metazoa; Arthropoda; Insecta; Hymenoptera; Formicidae.
CUUGAAUAUUGAUAUAUAUGAGAAGAAAAGAAAAAAUCAAAACUGGUGAUGGGAGAAAAAAAUUGGAAGGAUUGGAGACCUUUUGUAUACGGAGGUUUAGCUUCGAUUGUUGCAGAGUUGUGUACUUUUCCUUUAGACACGACAAAAACACGCUUGCAAGUACAAGGCCAGAAAUAUGAUGAAAAGUUUGCACGUUUAAAAUAUUCUGGCAUGACUGAUGCUUUAAUACAAAUAUCUAAACAAGAAGGAAUAAAGGGUUUAUAUUCUGGGAUUAGUUCUGCAAUUUUACGACAAGCGACAUAUGGAACUAUAAAGUUUGGGACUUACUAUUCACUCAAAAAAGCUGCAAUUGAUACUUGGGCAACAGGGGAUUUAGUCACAAUAAAUAUUGUGUGUGCAGCAUUAGCUGGAGCUAUAUCCAGUGCGAUUGCCAAUCCUACUGAUGUAGUAAAAGUUCGUAUGCAAGUUACUGGCAAUGAAAGAAAUAUAUCUCUGUUUACUUGCUUUCAAGAUGUAUAUAGAUAUGAAGGUGUUCGUGGACUUUGGAGGGGUGUUGGACCGACUGCUCAACGAGCAGCUGUUAUUGCAGCUGUAGAAUUACCUAUAUAUGACUAUACCAAGAUUAAAUGUAUGAGUUUAUUGGGAAAUAGCGUUAGUAAUCAUUUUGUAUCUAGUUUUAUAGCUAGUAUGGGAAGUGCUGUAGCUUCAACGCCUAUAGACGUAAUUCGCACCCGAUUGAUGAAUCAAAAGAGAGUGCACAUAGCUAGUAAGAAGCAUUCACCAUACAUUUACAGUGGCAGUAUAGAUUGUUUGGUUCAGACAAUUAAAAAUGAAGGAGUUCUAGCACUGUACAAAGGUUUUAUUCCGACGUGGUUCAGGAUGGGACCGUGGAAUAUUAUAUUUUUUAUUACCUAUGAACAAUUGAAACAGUUGUGAUGCAUCGUCGACUAUUAUAUUGAAUAUUCAAAUUUCUCACUGCGAUAAGAUUUGGAAAUAUAAAAAUCAUUAUAUUAUGAAUUUAGCAUUACUAUCUGAUAAUCUCAAUUGUAUAUAACUCUUUAAUUGUGAAAGUGACUAUUGAUUAGUUACUUUAAUGCCAUAUAAAAUAAGUAAUACUUAAGCACAUAAAAAUGAAUUAGACACAGCACUUUUCAGCGUUAAAAUAAUUGUAAAAAUAGAUACAAAAAAUGAAAGUAACCAGAAAAAUUUAAGAGCUUCCCAAAGUACAAGCUUCCACAAAUUAUUUUAAUUGAUAAAGACUACAAGUUAUACCCCUACAUUCAAUAUAUUACAGUUUUUUAUA